AUGGAGGAGGUCACAGAAGUACUCUGGAGACAGGGCAUGGAGGGAUUUGUAGGUGAGGAUGAUUUUAUAUUUGAUGUGGGACUUGAUUGGGAGCCAGUGAAGGUGGAUGAGGGUUGGGGUGAUGUGCUGCCAACUGUUGGUGUGGGUGAGGACCCUGGCAGCAGAGUUUUGAACAUACUGGAGCCUGUCUAUGGUUUUUCUGUGGACCACGAACAGGACUCAAUUGCAGUAGUCAAAGUGGGAGGCUUUCAUAUUAUGCAGACAAUUGACCAGGAAGAGGGAUGGGGCUGUGUGGAUGGCCUGGUGCUGAUAUCUUCAGCCUUGAGCUCCUCCAGAAGAUGGGAGGGUGAUCUGCGGACCUCGGUGAAGAGCCGACGUUCAGGACGUGACUGGACCGCAGAGGAGGAGCAGCUCACUGGGACAGAAGCUGGGAGACUACGCAGGUCCGUAGGAAGUGAUGUCAUCAUGAUGCUGCCGGUCUCCAGGUUCAAAGGUCAGCCGGUUGGCAUGGUAACCACCACCCCAGCCCCCUGGCUGUCCUUCAGCUGUGACCCCACCCCCCAUUGGCUCUGGUUGGCCACGCCCCCUCUGCUGUUCUACCAACCAGCUGUUUUCGUACCUGAACACACACACCUCAUACAGUGGGAACGUCCAGCUGUUGAAGUGGUUCCUCUCGUUCCUUCGUUUUAUCGCUCUUCACAUCUUCAUCCUCUUCAUCUUCUUCAUCCUCUCCCCACGCUAGCUGAAGGCUGGAUUUCUCCAGAGGAAGUGUUCCAGAGGAGAGACAAGCCCCUCCUCCUGACCAAUCACAUCAUCCAGAGGCCAGAGAGACACACCCCCAGGACUCACUCGCUGCUGAGAUCACCUGACACAGGUCGAGUUAGAAGAGACACCACGAAGACCAGAGACACCGAGCCACACGCCGCCUCCUCCCUGCAGCUCCUCGCUGCCUCUCCUCUUCAGCUGCCUCUCCUCACUGCUCCUCCAACAGGUGGAGCUUACUGGAAGUGGGCGGAGUUUCACAUUCAGCGGGAUAACGAGGCGUGGCCUAUAGUUCUGACCAAUCACUGGCAUAGAGGGGCGUGGUCACGGCCGGUCAUCUGCCUGGAGAGAAGUCUGUCUCCGCCCACACAGGUGAUGAAGGAAGUCCAUCCCUCCUUCUUCUCUUCACGAUUUUCUUCCAGAUUCACUCUGCUGACAAAUUACAGACACAAGAAGCGACGGAUGAGUGGAUGUAAAGUUUCAUACAGAGGAGGGUUUCUGCUGAGAACAGAAAGAACAAUAGAAGACAACAAACAGUGUAUUUCUGUAGACAGAGGAGGAGAGGAUGAAGGAAGUGAAGGAGGAAGGAAAGACAGACGUCCUGUUGCCUCCACACCUGUGCCGGGGUCGCCAUGGUGUGUUGUGUGGACCGGAGAUGACCGGGUCUUCUUCUUCAAUCCCACAAUGCACCUUUCUGUCUGGGAGAGACCGGGGGAGCUUAUUGGUCGAGACAUCAGCCGCAUCAUCAUGGACCCGCCCCACAAGAGAAAGAAGAAAACGUCUAAAUACAUCCUUCCCAGCUGUCAAUUACCUGAUCUCCAUGGUAACGACGAAGACGAAGAUGAUGAACACAUCUCCAAAAGGAACAGAACAGAGGAGCCUUUGUCUCUUGUCCCCCGUCCAGGAGAAGUUAAACUUCUCCCCCUGGAGCUUCGUAUCGAUCAUUUUAGGGAAAUGAUGCUCGAGAGAGGGGUGUCGGCAUUUUCCACCUGGGAGAAGGAGCUCCAUAAGAUGGUGUUCGACCCUCGAUACCUGCUGCUGACCUCCGAACAGAGGAAACAGGUAUUUGAUCAGUUUGUGAAGAGCAGGGUGAAGGACGAGUACAAAGAGAAGAAGAGUAAACUCCAGAAAGCCCGAGAAGGGUUCAAACAGCUGCUGGAAGAAGCCAAGAUCACCAGCAGGUCGACCUUUAAGGAGUUCUCUGCUCGUUACCGUGGUGACCGGCGGUUCGAAUCCCUGAACAAGAAGAAGGAACAGGAAGUAGUCUUUCACCAUUACAUCACAUCCUUAAAGAAACGAGACAAGGAGAACCGAGCCAGGCUGAGGAAGAUGAGAUGAGACCGCUGUCUCAGAACCCGACAGAAUCAUCUAGAAGCUUUUAAAACUUUUUAGAACUCAUUCAGAACCUUCUAGAACCUUCCAGAAUCUCCCAGAACUUUCCAGGACCUUGAGGGACCUUCCAAGACCUUGGGUGACCUUGAUUGAACUUCUGUUCCCACGCUGAGCAGAUCGUUGAUUACACGUUUCAAACUCUCCUGGUUCUUUUGGAUAAACUGGAUACCGAGACGGGACCGGGACCAGUGGAUCUGACUGGUUCUGACUGUUUGUGGUUAUAGAGAAGUUCCCGGACCAGCAGCGUGAGACUGGUUCCUGUGUUCUGGACUGAUGUCAUGUGGACCUUUGACAUCUGAGCCAUCAAGUUGAACUGCUCAAACUUGACUUCAAAAACAAUUAAAGCACAAAAGAAAAUGUCUGUUCAUCUGUGUGACUGUUUACCCCUCUGGCCUGGCUGGACCAACUAAUCUAUCUAUCAACCAACGAUCAAUAAAUCAACCAAUCAAUCAUCCAACCAAUCUAUCUAUCAACCAACAACCAAUCAACCAACCAAUCAUCCAACCAAUUAGUCAUCCAACCAAUCAACCAACCAGUCUAUCUAUCAUCUAACAACCAAUCAUCCAACCAAUCAAUCAAACUUUAUCUUUCACUCCUUUCACACAGUCAGUGCUUCCCUGACUAGCUGAGAAUCAAACAGAAGAACCUGUUGAACAAGUGGAGGAUAAUGCACACAAGAAAUAAAAACAAAAAUGUAUUUAUUAAACCAGUAAAACGGAUACGGAUACUGAUACGAAGUGUAUUUACAGAUAUUUGUGUAGUAAUGGAGAAACUACAACCAGUUGAAAACCACUGAAGAUGAUGAAAUGCACCUUGGGAGUCGUAGUUGACUUCUCUCCUCCAGUAUUUUCAUUCACAGACUUCUUGUAGCUUUGACCAAAUAAAUCAUAACUCAUCUUUUGUUUCAUUGUGCAGACUGUUACUAAGGAACCUUAAAUAACUCGCUGCUAUGCUGAUCCUUAGAGGAGAAUUGAAUUGAUUGGCUCAGCCAGCCACCCCCCUGCGUGCACACACACACACACACAUGUCGUCUGUAAACCAGCUGAUCUGAACAGAUUCACCUCCUUCCUGUCUAAUGUGUGUUUGUAUGUUUGUUAUCAGGAUGUUGCUGUAAACAACAUAUUUUUGAUGUGAUGUAAGCCCCGCCCCCUCACCUGUCAGCACCAUGGUAAACUGUGAGUAGACAGAG
Perca flavescens (yellow perch) is the source of this 3343-nucleotide messenger RNA. RefSeq names its product transcription elongation regulator 1 like (gene tcerg1l). The transcript is spliced from 17 exons. Gene Ontology annotation, cellular component: nucleus. Gene Ontology annotation, molecular function: RNA polymerase binding; transcription coregulator activity. NCBI's taxonomy places the organism in Eukaryota, Metazoa, Chordata, Actinopteri, Perciformes, Percidae. Bases 1 to 2100 code for a protein of 699 amino acids. The record is from RefSeq and is a predicted model, not a curated record.